UGAGCUGCCCCUCGCUAUAAAAAACCUCGCGCGCUUCGCGUUGCUUCUCUCUCUCUCUCUUUCUCUCUUUCUCCCUCGCAGGCUUCGCGGCUCACAGUCAGUGCAAACUCGUACGUUGCAGCUAACGCGCGUCGCGCUGCGUCCCUUCGCCACCUCGUCGUCAGUCCGGUCUCGAGGCUUUGCGCAUGUAUAGUGCGCGCGCGCGUGUGUGUGUGUGUGUAGCCGUUGGCUAGCUACGGUAGCGCAGCCGCGACUUGCGGGCCGCCUGUACAAGCUAUACGGGGCUCUCCGAUAUAUAUGCAUACACAAUUGCAACUUAACAACCCGAAAGCGCUUGCUCUCUUUCUAUCUCGCUCUCGCCGUCUGUCUGUCUCUCUCGCACACUCGUUGCAAGCUCGCUGUUUUUGUAUUGUCGUACGAAACACAUCAGCUGUUUGAUUAUUUGCCGGUUCAACGUUUAUUUUGACUAGUUAUUACUCUGUGCUCGAGGGCCUCACGCCCGUCUUUUACGUCUAGUUUCUCCAAUUACUUUUAGGUUAUUUUUCUGCUAACUCGAUACGUACUCUGUCGGGUACCAGUUUUGUACAUAGAUAAUACGACGUGCAUCUUGUUGAUGUUGUGGACGUAAACUUCACACGAUGGCCAAACAAAACAAAGCCAAUGCAAAGGCUAAACCGGCCAAAAAGAAUAAAACGAAAAAAGUGAAGAAAACAGUUACUACUGCACCAGGUCGGCCCACACGCAACAUGUCAGGAAGGGGCAAGCGGCGGGGUCGUCCCCCCAAAACUGCUGUGAUGGAGAGGCCCAAAAAAUUUCAAUACCAUUUGAUGAAGAAACCCAAAUAUCUUCAGGCCAAGGGAUCCGACACACCAUCUUCUCAACCGAAUACUCCUAGUGCUUCACGUUCUGCUUCACCUCAAGAAAGUCAUGAAGAUACUCGCAGUACUAGACGUAGUACUAGAAAUCGUAAACCUCAAAAAGUGGUUAAGGAAAAGCACACUAAAAAAACUGGUCAUUCUGGUUCAGCAUAUCAGAGAAGAGGAUACAACGCACAUGUUGAUUAUCAUGACUCUGAAUACCAUUAUGGAUCAGAUUUUGGUGAUGAAUCUAGCGACAAGAGUGACAUUGAUGAUGACCCUCUACUUCAAAGCGAAGAUGAAUCAUCUGAUACUUUGGAAGAACCAGAUCCAUCAAGUGACAGUGACUUUUCUCUCUCAAGUUUUAGCAAUAACAGUAAUACUCCCAAAAGGCCUCUUCUGGCUCAACCAAGACCACCUAGUCCAGAACCUCUGUGGCUUCAAAAUUGUGAAAUUCCAAAAUUGGAAUUACCUAAAUCUUCAGAAGAUUUGUUGGUUCCCAAAAAUUUAAUCAUGCCUUGUCUUUCUAUAUAUGAAGUUCUUCGGCACUUUAAAACGCUUCUUAGACUUUCUCCAUUCAGGUUUGAAGAUUUUUGUGCCGCAAUGACUUGUGAAGAUCAGACCAAUCUAUUUGCAGAAAUUCACAUCACACUUAUCAAAGCUUUAUUGCGAGAAGAAGAUUCUCAGCAAACUCACUUUGGCCCACUUGAUCAAAAAGAUUCUGUAAACAUUACUCUUUAUUUUGUUGAUGCUAUGACAUGGCCAGAAGUUUUAAGGGCAUAUAUUGAAAGUGAUAAGAGUUUUGAUCAAAAUAUUUUAGAAAUUUUAUCAAAUUCGGAAUAUCCUUUUUCUGGCAUUGAAGACAGAAUAACUGUUUUACAAUUUUUGACUGGACAGUUUUUAAUCACUAAUCCUGUUCGAGAAGAUUUACAGCAUGAAGGUAACAAAGACUAUGAUGAUCAUUGUCGGGUUUGCCAUAAAUUGGGAGACUUAUUGUGUUGCGAAACAUGUCCUGCUGUGUUUCACUUAGAAUGCGUUGAUCCACCACUGAUUGAUGUUCCUCCUGAAGAUUGGCAAUGUAAUAUAUGUAAAGCUCACAAAGUAAAUGGUGUAAUGGACUGCAUACCAGAUGCAGAAAAAAAAGGUCUAUUAUGCAGGCAAGAACAUUUAGGUUUUGACAGACAUGGCCGAAAGUAUUGGUUUUUAGCAAGAAGAGUUUUUAUAGAAAAUGAAAAUGGGGAAAUAUGGUAUUAUAGUACUCCAUUACAACUUGAAGAAUUAAUGAAUGUUCUAGAUAAAGAUGAUAUGGAAGUUGCACUUUGUAGAGAGCUAUCUGAUUAUCUAGAUGAAAUUAAAAGACAAAUGGAACUUACAGAAACUAUAACUAACAAGUAUAAAGGAAAUAAAAAAUCAUACUUGGAAGUCGAAAACAGUCUUAUUUUAAAAAUGAGAAAAGAGCGUCAGGAAAAAUUGGAAAAAGAAGAAGAAGAGCAGAAAGAAAAACAAAGGCAAGAAGCUGAGGAUAUAGUUCGUCAAAUACAUGAUGAUUCUGAAUCUCAGCAGCAAGAUGUAGAAAUGCAGGACAGUUCCAAAAUGGAUUCUAAAAAAAGUAAUGAAAAUGCAAAAGAAGAACAAAAUUCUAUUGACAUAGUUGAAAGCGAAAAAUCAAAAAUUGAAGACAUGCAAACAGAAGAAACAUUAGAAGGCCUUGAUAAAGAUGGUAAACAUAAUAUUGUAACAAGAUCCAAAACGGGUUCGCUGACUCCAAAGAUCAACAACUUGGAUGAAGCAAAGAAAAAACCUAAUACUAUGAGUGUUAAUGAUUUAGAAAAGUUUGAAAAAACAUUGAAAGAUGAGAGUGACAAUUCUCGUUUAACAAGGUUUAAAGCGCAUCAGAUAGCUUCUGGUACUCAUUUGUUUAAACUUGGAAUGGAUAACAAUUUUAAAUCAUAUGUCAAUCAGUACAGUACAAACCCAAUAGCAUUAAAUAAAACUCAGCGAAAUGAGGAGCGAGAUAAGAAACGUCAUUUAUCACAUAAAUUUGCAUUAACUCAAUCAGUAGAAUUCAAAUGGAUUGGUAGUAUAACUGGUGCUAGGGCACUGCUUGUUCAAACCUUACGUCAAACAAUUUUACAAUUAGAAAGUAUGAUUCAAGCUCCUUUUAUGCAUACAAAUUGGCCAGUAUUACGGAAACCAUGGACAGUUGCAGUGGGUUCUUGCGUAAAUCCACGAGAUUUUGCUCGUGCCCUAAUUGCCUUACAAGCCUGUAUUAAAUCGGUUGUGUUUGCUAAUGUUUGGCAUGAACAACUUGGACAUGUAAAGUUGCAGAGGGUGACAGCAAUUGAACGCGAAGAAAAAAAACGUCUUGAUAAAAAAGAAAAAAAAGAUAAGGAAGAUGAAGAGGAAAAAAAUAGACUUACUUACAAUUUUGUUAAGUAUACACUUGGUAUCAAGCAUCAAAUUUGGAAACAAAAAGGAGAAGAAUACAGAAUUCAUGGUCAGUGGGGAUGGCUUUGGUUAUCAUCUAACAGACGACGUAAAUUAGUUGAUUCCAGUAAACAAGGUUUAAGUGCCGGUCCUCAAAAAAUUAUGGUUCAAAUUAAGGAUCAAGUUGGUUUGAAAAUUUUAGCAGUGGAUCCCCCAACAUACGAUUAUUUAAUAAAAGAAUACCAACCAUCAGAUAUUGUUGAUUCAGCUGAUAAAGUUGAAAGCAGUAAAGUGAAAUCAGAAGAAACCUCAGGUUCUGAUGUCAGUGCAAGUGUUGCCAGUGAAGUAAAUACUGAAAAUCAAAAAGAUGAAAAAUCAAAUGAGGAUGAAGAUAAAAGAUCCAAAACUGAAGAUGGUCAAAAAAAUGAUUCCAAAGCAGAAACACCCAUUCCUAAGCAAGAAUCUAAAGCUGGCCCAGCAUAUUUAGCUGGCAUGAAAAUUCAGCAGGUUGUAAAACCAAUAACAGAAUCUGAGGAAAUUGAUAUCACCAAAGCUCUUACUACAUCAGGACGAGCAUUUUACCCUAAAGUUGCUAAGAAAACAAGAAUUGAUGAAUUCCUUGCCAGACGUACUCAUUUAAAAUUAUUGGAGGAAAGACGACUAAGUCAAUCCGAAAAAGCACGAGAAAUCAUCAAGCAAACCGCCAUGAAGAAAACUGUUGAAGAAAAUGAUGUUGACGGUGAAAAGCUUGAAGAGAAUAGUGUUAAAUCAAAAACUCUACUACCGGCUAAAGUUAUCAAUAAAGCUAUCAGUCCUGGGACAAGAGAUGUUCUUGCAGCUAUUGGAAAACGCAUACAACAAGUGAAAACACAAUUUACCAAUCUUACUCGAUUAGGUGGAAAAAAUAAUGCUUGUUAUUCAAAAUACUGCAAUCAAGCUAAACAAAAUUUGAAAAACCAAACAUUACUAUCUGCUCAAAUGUUAACUCCGCAGUGCUAUUCACCUACUUGUCUGAAAAUGAAUCAGUUAAAAAGAGAUUUGUUAAUAUUAUUGAGAAAAGCUAAUGCUCUCAAUAUGAAAACAGUUCCAUUAAAUUCUUCAAUUACAACGACUAAACCCAUUUCAAGUCCGAUCGCAUUGGUAAAAAUUGCUGAUAAACAACAAAGUGAAAUCAAAAAUGAAUUCAAAUCUGCCAAUGAAAAUGAAAUUAAAACCGAAGUAAAAUUAGAUGAAAAAAAUGAUAAAAUAAAAUUGGAUAUAGAGGAUAACGUAAAAAAUAUCGAAAAUAAAAAUGUUGGUACCGUAAUUUCAACCAAUACAACUGUUACAACAACUACCACAGUAACUACUACAACGCAAAAAAUACAAACUGUCGAUGGAGUUGUUAAGAAUAUAAAAGAAAUGGUGACAUCUUGUAAUGUUACUGAUGUUAAAUCAGAAACUACAAGUACAAGUAAUGCUGAAACUUCAUCUCCUAAAACAACAACUAUUGUGAAUAAACGUGGCAGAACUGUGCAAAGAAUAGUUCAUGCCAGAGAACUGAAUGCAGAUGGUUCUGAAAAAAUUUAUUCAGCAACGUCAACAGAAGGCAAAGUUUACUUGAAAAAAGUUGCAAUCUCAUUAGCAGAUCGAAAGAAAAAACGUACACCUGUUAAGUACCCACUAUGCUCCACAUUUUGUUCUAAAACCAAUCAACGUACAAUACUAGUUCUUCCUCAACAUGAACUAAAAAAAUUAGCUCGAUCUGCUGGUCGUGUAUGGGUACAUGGAUUUCAUCCAGCAGCAAAAGCAAAUCCAUCUGUGUGGCCUUAUCCUUGCCCUAGACCUCUUUUCAAAACAUGUUGGCUAUACAGAACAGUUGGAUUACGAUCACUUGCUGCAGCAGCUCUCCAACUAAGAAUUCUGUGGUCCUGUAUUAGAUGGGAUGAUGUGAACACAAAACCAAUGUCCAGCGAUGGAAAACAUCAAGUUACAACUGAUACCGAAAUAAUGUCGUUAGAAAUAUUAAAACAUCGUCAUGUAGGUCAAUUUAUGGAUAAAACUCAAUACUUACGAAGAAAAGUCGUGAUCCCUCUAGAAUUACCAAAACAAGUCAGAGAAGUAACAUCGAUUCGUAGUGGUUUGCGUAAAAGAAAACGUCCAGAAUCCCCACAAAGCACGGAACCUCAAGUAUCUGAAGAGUGGGUUGACGAAGAUAAAUUAGAAUUGUGGGAAAUUAAACAGUAUGGAGAAAGAGUGGAAAAGGCUAAUGCCCAAAUUAUGACAAGAAGUAGAUCAGGUGGACCACAAACAAUGGUUAUUGGUAAUAAAGGUAACUCUUCGUUUAGUAGUUCUGAUCAUUUAGUAAGUGGCAAAGCAACGCCUGAAGAAAUCAAAGAGAAAAUGGAGCAACAGUUGAGACAACAAAGAGCAGCUCAUCAACAGAAAAGGGCUUUAGAAAAUUUGAAAAAUCUUGGCACACCUGGUACGCCUGGAACUCCAGUGACACAGUUAGUUAAAGUUACGUCUAAUUCCAUUCAAGAUGGCACAGUCAAGGUAGUAACCAAACUUGCCUUACCCUCGAAUUCAAACACUCCUCAAGGAAAAUCACAAAUUUCGUCCAUUCUUGGUACUCCUCAAAAUAAGUUUGUUGGUACAAAACGAAUUUACAUGGCAAAAGCUGCUGAUGGUACAACUAGGGUAAUUUCCGGGCCUACCAGUAUUUUGCCAAAAACACCUCAACAACAAGCACAAGCAACUAACCAACAGUUACUUGCAAAAGCAACUGUGACAACGCCUCCUGUGACUCCACAUGUGCCGCAGAAAGUGCAAAUUUUGCGAGGACCCGAUGGAAAACUGCAAGUUAGAGGUCUACUACCGGGUCAGCAGUUGGUUCAAAUGCCAGAUGGAAAACUUCAUGUGCUCAAUACUGCCCAAACAGCAUCUUUAACUGGACAACAAUCCACCCCAACUAGUGUUGCAACUACUCCGACACCUAAUCAAUUAACUGUCAAGAAACCUGUCAGUACGAUUAAAUUACAUACCACGCCUGGCAAAACUACUCCUUUGACUGCACAGAGUAGUCAAAGUCAAUCUGAUACAGCAACAACAUCUCAACAAAAUCCAGCACAACUUCAACAAGUUAUCCAGGCUAGUCAGAGGCUCAAAGCUGCUGUUGUUAAUUCUGGAAAUGUCACAACACCUGUAACUCAACAAAAGUUCGUUAUAGCUAAUACGGGUCAAGUAGUUCAGGGAACACAAGUAUUAUCAUCACCAGGACAAGUUAUUACGGGAGCUGUUAAUCAAAUUGUAGUCAACAGUCCAGUACUAGCUCAACAAUUAGCUUCUGGUAAAGCUCAACUUGCCACUAUAAAUGGACAACAAGUUAUACUACGAACAAAUGCCACUGGAGGCAAUUUGGUUCAGUUAAGUCCAGGCAAUAUAAUCAUGAGAAAUGCCGUCACUCCGACUAAAACUGUUGCAGCGCAGCAAGUCACAACUCAAACAACUGUUAGUAACGAAAAUCCUACUUCAAGUGUAUCAGAAAGUACUACCACAACAGUUGUAACUUCGCCAACCACUACGACUACUCAAACAACACAAGCACAGCCUUCCACACCUACUGCUACCCCUGGGAAUGUGGAAGCAUCAUUGUUACAAGGACAGCCUCCUGGAACUGUCAUAAAAUGCGUCACUGCUCAAGUUAUCCAAACAACUCAAGGACCUCGUAUCGUUUUACAAGGUAUUCAAAAUGCUAAUUUCACACCGGCACAACUGUCCAUGGUUCAUCAUCAAGUGAAACAACAACUGCUCAAAGCUCAAGAAAGUGCUGGAAAUAAAAGUGUGAUUGGACCAACUAAAAUAUACUUAGCCGUUCAACCUGCCCAAUCAACAACAAAACCACAGCAAAUUCAAUCUCCUGCUCAAAAUGACUUGGCUCCUAAGCCCAAAAUUGUUACAACUGAUUCAAAUCUCAAAGUAGAAGAAAAAGUCAAAACAGAACCAUCAGAAGUACCAAAACCCGAAGUGGCAUCGCCGAAUAAAACUAAAACUGUUCAACAAGACGAAGUACAAAAAUCAAAUGUUGCAAAUGGACAGCAGCCAGUUCAAACGCCGAAAGAUUCUGCUGCCAAUGCAUUCGUUGUCACUCCCGAUUAUAUACAGCAAACUAUUAAAAAUGCAUUGAAACAAGAAAAUCUUAAUCCCGAAAUUGAAGAAAAGCUAUUACAAUUACAAAGAUAUCAAGAAAAACAAAUGAAGGGUAGUGAUGGCACUACAGUAAGCGCUCAAAGUCAUAUUACACCAGUUCCUACCAUAUCACGAGCCCCAGCACGUAAACGACCUACACCAUCCCAAAAUUCUACGACACCCACUGCUUCUCAAGUAAGUGGCAAUGAAAAAACUGAAUGGUCAACAGAAACUCCGAAAAGACGACCUCCACCGAAACAAGAACAUCGUGAAAUUACCAAGUUGCAAAAACCAUCUGAACCGGUUAAUGAUUUAGCCUUAAAAAAUCGGGCUAAUAAAUUGAAAGAAACUCAAGAGCAAAGAAGAAAACAACAAGAGCAAUCCAGAAUGCAAGUUCUCUUGUUCAGACAUAAAGAAUUACUCAAAAAAGAUAUUCUCAAACGGCGAGCUCUACUUGAAAAAGAACUUUCAAUUGAUGUUCAAAAGGAUCUUUCUUCUGAAAUUGCUAAUCGAACCAAGGCUGAAAGGCAUAAACAAGAAGAAGUUAAAGUUGGCAGUGCUAAGCGAAAGGCCAAUGCUCAACCUCCACAAUUAAUUAGUCCGACAAAUAAAAACAGACCAAAGAAACAAAAAACCGGACAUAACUUACCUGCAAGUAACACACCGUCAAGUAGAAUGAAAAAGGAAAAGCUGUAUUGUUUGUGCCGAACUCCAUAUGAUGAAACGAAAUUUUAUGUGGGUUGUGAUCUUUGCAACAACUGGUUCCAUGGCGAUUGUGUCGGCAUUACUGAAGAAAUGAGUAAAACUAUGUCAGAAUUCGUUUGCACAGAAUGCAGACAUGCUCGAGAUACCCAAGAACUUUAUUGUUUGUGCAAGCAACCAUAUGAUGAAUCUCAGUUCUAUAUCUGCUGUGAUAAAUGCCAAGAUUGGUUCCAUGGUAGAUGUGUAGGUAUUCUUCAAUCCGAAGCGGAUAAUAUAGACGAAUAUGUUUGUCCUAACUGUCAGCGGAAUUCUUCUGUUAAUUUUGCUAAUAUGAAAAAUCUUAAUAUCAAGGAUGUUGAACUUUUAAAGAAACUUAUCAAACAAAUACAGACUCACAAAAGUGCUUGGCCAUUUAUGGAACCCGUUGAUCCCAAUGAGGCACCAGAUUACUAUAAAGUAAUUAAAGAACCAAUGGAUCUUCAAACAAUCGAACUGAGGAUAAACGAAGGAGUUUACAAAAAAUUAAGUGAAUUUAUUGGUGAUAUGACCAAGAUAUUUGAUAACUGUCGUUACUACAAUCCGAAGGAAUCACCAUUUUUCAAAUGUGCGGAAUCAUUAGAGACAUAUUUUGUAAAUAAAAUUAAAUGUUUGAGGGAAAAAUUUUCCGAAGCAAAAUGAACAUAUAAAUAUUGAGCUUGGUCUCUAUAUUGUAAUUAUAAAAUUAAUUUAGGACUGUUAACGUAGUUCAACUAACGUUUAUCGACGUUGCAAGUGACAAGUUGACAGUCGUUUCAGUAAAUAAGUCAUUUUUAUAUAAUGAUAAAUGGACAAAUUUAUUUCUUUCGAAAUAAGCUGUAAAUUGUCCAAAAUUUUAUAAAAUAAGACGGCAUAUGUCUGCGCUUGAAAGACCUCUUUUAAACAUGCCAUCUUGUGCAUUCACAGACAUAUAUACGUGUGAUACAUUUUUCUUUAUUUUUAAUUAAUAAAGUACAAAAUUAGGUGGUCAUUGUAAAAUUUCUCAACUUCAUCAUGUAAAAUCCUACUUAACUUAAUUAUUAAUCAAAGUAAUUGCAUUAAACAACAAAGUUGAAUUCUGUUAUGUAAAAAAUUUCAAUUAAAUUAAUUUUAUUCAAAUCUCUAAUUUUUUUUCGAGAGUGAUGAGAAUUUCAUAUGCAAUAAUGUCUCAUAAUAUUGAUGGUAAAAAAUAUUAUGAAAUCAUGUUUUUGCUUGAAGAAGU
Messenger RNA from Trichogramma pretiosum, 9390 nucleotides. It is a transcript of the gene E(bx), whose product is annotated as nucleosome-remodeling factor subunit NURF301. Gene Ontology annotation, molecular function: RNA polymerase II cis-regulatory region sequence-specific DNA binding. The record is from RefSeq and is a predicted model, not a curated record. NCBI's taxonomy places the organism in Eukaryota, Metazoa, Arthropoda, Insecta, Hymenoptera, Trichogrammatidae. Gene Ontology annotation, cellular component: NURF complex. Bases 639 to 8831 code for a protein of 2730 amino acids. Gene Ontology annotation, biological process: regulation of transcription by RNA polymerase II. The transcript has 15 exons.